GCCUACCUAGCGCCACCGGAGAUUAGGAACUAUUAUUUAAACCUGAAAGCUGGUCACUUUUGCAAUAGUUUUGCCAUAUAAGAGAUUUUCCUCCUUUUAAUUCCACACUUCAUACAUUUGCUCCUUGCUCCAGUUGCUCCUCUCACCUGGCAACACUAAUGCCAUUCGCCAGUUCGCCACUCGCCUUGCGGUGAAUAAACCAAAUAAGUGAGACUUUAUUUAUAAAUUUCGUGUACCGCUUAGUUUUUAGCGUGUUAAAUUCUAUACUUAAAUACAUAGUUGAACUACAUACAUUAGAACAUGCCGAACAUAAAGUUACAGUCGUCCGAUAACGAGAUUUUCGAUGUCGAUGUUGAAAUAGCUAAAUGUUCCGUCACAAUCAAAACAAUGUUGGAAGAUCUUGGCAUGGACGAAGAUGAGGAAGAAUCGGUACCCUUACCUAAUGUAAAUUCUGCUAUUUUGAAGAAGGUGAUCCAAUGGGCUACGUACCAUAAAGACGAUCCACCCCUACAAGACGAUGACGAGAACAAAGAGAAAAGGACAGACGACAUUUCAUCCUGGGAUGCCGAUUUCUUGAAAGUUGAUCAGGGAACCCUGUUUGAACUCAUCUUAGCGGCGAAUUAUUUAGAUAUCAAAGGUUUAUUGGAUGUGACAUGCAAGACGGUUGCAAAUAUGAUUAAGGGCAAAACUCCAGAGGAGAUACGCAAGACGUUCAAUAUCAAGAAUGAUUUCACGGCCGCGGAGGAAGAUCAGGUGCGCAAGGAGAAUGAGUGGUGCGAGGAGAAGUAAGCCUUUGAUUUCAUCAGCUAUUUACAGAACUACAAACAACAAUAUUAUAAUGGAUGAGGACUUGGGUAAACCUACUAAUCUCUCCACAGAAUAGAAGAAACCUAAUACUAUUGACACAAAUAAUUAUAACUAUAGUCAUAGUUGUGUGUAAGACAAACAUGUAAAAUAUUGCAGUAUUUUAUAGUUUCCUUUAUCAUUUUUGUGGCUUGUCAGGUAAGGUAUUUUUUGUUUUAAGAUAGUUCACCCCUACUCAUGCAUAGGAACAGUCAAAUAAUUAAGAUCCAUACCAUUUUGUCACAGUGACAAUCAAUAUGUAAGUCCCUAGCGUCACCUCAUACUAUCAUGACUGUGACAAGGUGCAAAAUGGUACUGAAAUUAAAUUCCUUGGCCAUACAUACAAUAAAUUAUUUGGUUCCUUGUGCAGUCCAAUGAGAAAUAUAACUUUUUAUGUUGAAUAUCGUAUCUUAGUUUUAACAGGGAUUUAAUCUGUACAGUGAAUAAUCCAAACAAGGUAUCUUUUAGUUAAGGUACAUAUUAUUUUAAGAGGAAAGGGGAUGAGCACUUCCCAUACAAACAUAGUCCCCAUUUUCCUACCUAUUGACAUUAUGGAAAACAUUUUCUUCGGCUCUUAGAUUUUUUGGAUUUUAUUAGGGGCCAAAAACAGGUUCCAUAUAACAUUUAAAAUGCUCCUUACUUUUUUAAGAAUUAGAAAUUUGAAAAAUAUCAAAUGAAGGGGUUUAGCUGUGUUUGAAAUACAUCAAACUGUUUCAAAAUAUUUUCUGUUUGUAGCGAAAAGCACCUUUCCAAAGGUGCUUUUCGCAUGGUCGUCCACUUUCAUCUUAAUAGUCAAUUCUUUUUGUGAAAUGUUGAAAGAAUAAUUGCUGUGUAACAUGUUUUACGCUAAAGUAAAACCAUUUUCUAAUUUUUAUUAAUAUCUCUCAUUUCAAAUCUGUAUUCUGCCAUGUCUAAGAAAUGGUCACUGUAAACAUUGAUAUAUACCACGAUAAUUUUGUCAUAGCUGUUUAGCUUUGAUCAUUAAUACUUUAAAUUUCUUUAAACACUUGAAAAAUGAUUUUCUUAAUUAUAAAUCAAAACAAACUGUCACAUUCAGAUGAUAGCAUAAAAUAAAUGAUUUUAAUAAAAAAAAAAAUGU
This is a messenger RNA of Cydia pomonella (codling moth), 1942 nucleotides long. RefSeq names its product S-phase kinase-associated protein 1 (gene SkpA). The record is from RefSeq and is a predicted model, not a curated record. Gene Ontology annotation, cellular component: cytoplasm; nucleus. Gene Ontology annotation, biological process: SCF-dependent proteasomal ubiquitin-dependent protein catabolic process. The transcript has 2 exons. Lineage: Eukaryota; Metazoa; Arthropoda; Insecta; Lepidoptera; Tortricidae. Gene Ontology annotation, molecular function: cullin family protein binding. The coding region runs from base 301 to 789 and encodes 162 amino acids.